Molecule: messenger RNA, 1617 nt
Organism: Heterobasidion irregulare TC 32-1
Lineage: Eukaryota; Fungi; Basidiomycota; Agaricomycetes; Russulales; Bondarzewiaceae
Exons: 9
Coding region: 1-1617 (538 amino acids)
Molecular function (GO): protein binding
Source: RefSeq, a predicted model, not a curated record
AUGCCUCUCCCCGCUGUUGGAUCCCGCCUCUCUCUCAAAGGUUACACUGCCACAGUCAGAUACGUCGGCAACGUCGAUGGAACGGUCGGUGACUGGAUUGGUGUUGAAUGGGAUGAUCCAGCGCGUGGAAAGCAUGACGGCGUCAAGGACGGAAAACGUUACUUUUCAUGCCUAGCUCCUGAUGCAGGCUCCUUUAUCCGACCGCUUCCCUCGAUUGACUAUGGAAGGCCUUUCCUUGACGUUCUAGUCGGAAAAUACAUUGAGGUCCAGCAUGGCUCUGCGACACAGGAAACAGUUGUUCUCGGUUCAUCGAAUGGUGCCAUACAAGUUGAGGCCGUUAACCUAGACAAGAUUCGUGGAAAAUUCUCUCGUCUUGAACGUCUGCGGGAUAUUAGCCUUGACAAAGAAGGCGUUUCAAGACCGAAUCCAGCAGGCGAAAUCCGAGCCAAAUGCCCAAGUGUGAGAAGUUUAGACCUGUCACACAACCUCAUACCGAGCUGGGAAGUGAUCGCUCUCAUCGCGAUUGAGCUGCCUCUCCUAGAAUGCCUUACGCUGAGCAAUAAUCGGUUACAGUCAUUCCAAUCCUCUAUACACGCGGGGCAAGCCUUCCGAAAUCUUACCGAGCUACAACUCAAUGCCACUCUCAUCACAUGGCAGACAGCUCUCGACGUCAUCGCCUUCAUGCCGAAACUCAAGCAUCUUGAACUAGGAUACAAUCGCCUUUCAGGCUUAUCCUCGACAGAGUACCCUCAGGGUUCCUUUGCUUCAUUGGAACUGCUCAAUCUAGACGGCAAUGACCUCAUGGAUUGGGGCGAUAUCUGUCGGGCGCUCCGGCCUUUUACUAGUCUCCGUCGACUUAUCCUCUCCGCCAACCCUAUCUCUGUCAUUCCGUCUAUCACAUCUUCAAUUUCCAAACCCAGCUCCCUCAAACAUCUUGCGUUAACGGAUACUCGAAUCGAUGCUUGGAAUUCCAUUGAUGCUGUAUCGGAUUGGUGUCCCGGACUCGAAGGGCUCAGCAUCAAUGGUACACCGCUUGUUCAAGUAGAUCCUGAAACAGUUCAGACCUGGCGACAGCUCGCCAUUGCGCGUGUUCCCGCACUUCGAAUGCUUGACGGCGCUUCUAUAUCACCUCGCCAACGCACCGAUGCUGAGCUAUUCUACCUCUCCUUGAUCUCUCGCAUUGCAUACCCUUCCGAUGCUGCGCGUCUUGCAGCCCACAAGCGAUGGACCGUCCUAUGCCAACUCCACGGCACACCUGAUAUUUCCGUAUCUGAUUCCGCAAAGGACGAUAAGCUCAGCAAUCAUCUCAUUGAAAUUGAAGCUAUCCUCUCAUCUGCACCACCCUUGUUGUCUGCGUCUCACGAUAUUUCCACUGUCUCCCAAACGACUAUACGUAUUCUCCCAUCUGCCCCUCUCCGCCUUUUGCGUCUGAAACUCCAGAAGGUGUUCAAAGCCCCCCGAGGCACACGUGCUGAUGUGUGGAUGCACAUGGCAAAUGGUAAAUUCUCUCGGCUUGGAAACCUGGAUGGUGAGAAAGGUGUGGAUGAGAACAAGGAGAUUGGGUGGUGGCUUGAUGAAGGAGCAAAAGUAGUUGUAUGUUUGAAACCCGGAGAGUAA